Messenger RNA from Auxenochlorella protothecoides, 1113 nucleotides. Its product is annotated as Elongation factor Ts, mitochondrial. The transcript has 6 exons. The record is from RefSeq and is a predicted model, not a curated record. Gene Ontology annotation, biological process: mitochondrial translational elongation. Gene Ontology annotation, molecular function: protein binding; translation elongation factor activity. Lineage: Eukaryota; Viridiplantae; Chlorophyta; Trebouxiophyceae; Chlorellales; Chlorellaceae. The coding region runs from base 1 to 1113 and encodes 370 amino acids. Gene Ontology annotation, cellular component: mitochondrial matrix.
AUGCUGCGGUGCGCCUUAGCCCUCGUGCCGAGGCCCAGCGUGGCAUUGCAGGGCUGGAUCCCGGCGGUGCGAUGCUUUGCGGUGGGAGGCAACCAUAUGGCCCUCAUAAGGGAGCUCCGAGAGGCGUCCGGUGCCCCCAUCUCGGACGUGAAGGCUGCCCUGCAGCAGGCCGACUGGGACAUGGACCUGGCUGCUCAGGAGCUGAGGAGGAAGGGCGUCGCCUCUGCUGGGAAGAAAGCAACGCGCACGGCAGCAGAGGGCCUGGUGGGCGUUGCGUCCAGCGAGCUCGGCGCAGCGGUAGUAGAGGUCAACAGUGAGACCGACUUCGUCCCCCGCAACGACAAUUUCCGGGCCCUGGUUCGAGCCGCCGCCGCAGCCGCCCUGGAGGUCGCACCUGCAGGGCCCGCCCCCUCCCCGAGCCACGGUCUGCCCCUGGAUCGGCUGCUGUCUGCCAAGACGCCAGGCGGCGAGAGCCUCGAGAACGCGGUGGCCAACGUGGCCGGCAUGGUGCGCGAGAAUGUGCGCCUGCGCCGCGCUUUCUUCCUGCCCCGGCCCACUGGCGGCGUGGUGGCCUCCUACCUGCAUCAGGGCGCGGGGGAGGGGCUGGGCAGGAUCGCGGCCCUCGUUGUCCUGGCCCCCCGCGACCCCGGAACCGAGUUGGCCGGGCCGGCCGCCGAGGCCGCCGCCGACCUGGCGCGCAAGCUGGGCAUGCAGGUGGUGGCCAGCGCGCCGCGCUUUCUCGACCGCGAAGGCGUGGACCCCGUGGCCGUGGAGGAGGAGCGGCAGGUCCUGCGAAGCCAGGCCCUGGGCUCAGGCACGCUGGGAGCGGAGCGCUUUUCCAGGGGGUGGGGCAAGCCGGCGUCCAUCGUAGACAAGAUGGUGAUGGGGCGCUUGCAAAAGUUCUACCAGGAGGUGUGCCUCCUGGAGCAGCCAUUCGUCAUGGACGACUCCAAGAGGGUGCAAGACGUGGUGAGGGAGCUGGGCGAAGCGCUGGGAGUGCCCCUGCACCUUCCGGCCUUCCUGCGGGUGAAGGUGGGGGAGGGCGUGGACAGGGACGACAAGGACUUUGCUGCUGAGGUCGCAGCCACGCUGGCUGAGGCUGGCAAGGCCUGA